Molecule: messenger RNA, 1485 nt
Organism: Brassica oleracea var. oleracea
Lineage: Eukaryota; Viridiplantae; Streptophyta; Magnoliopsida; Brassicales; Brassicaceae
Product: transcription factor TCP1-like
Exons: 1
Coding region: 350-1390 (346 amino acids)
Biological process (GO): regulation of secondary shoot formation
Cellular component (GO): nucleus
Molecular function (GO): sequence-specific DNA binding; DNA-binding transcription factor activity
Source: RefSeq, a predicted model, not a curated record
ACCUGUAUAAAUUGAAUGAGAAAGAAACGAUAUUUCUAAAUCAUACCAAAAAUCAUCUUUUGCAAGCAGAUCUGCAAUUAACAAACACAAAACCAUGUCUUUGUCACUCUAUAUCUAACCAGUUUCUUGUUAGACAUCUCUCAUGUACCUACCAUUAAUAUCUGUAAAGCAGUUUUUGUCUUGGAGUCAGAAAUCAGAAUUGGACGCUUACUCCCUCUCACUUGUUUCUUGGUUUCAUCUUUUAUCUUUCCUCUUUUUAGCUGCUUCUCUCUUUUGAUGAUGUGAAAGUUGUGGUAUUAUUUCUAAAAGAAAACGCAAAUUCUUGAUUUUUGAUUUCUGAAGCUUGGUGAUGUCUUCUUCCAACAAUGAUUACAAUAAUGGCAACAGUGGAGUGUACCCUCUCUCUCUUUACCUUUCUUCGCUCCCGGGCCAUCAAGGCAUCAUCCGUAAUCCCUACAAUCAUCAGUCAACAGCAUCUCUGGGUCAAAUGGUAUCAGCCGUUCCUGAGUCUCUGAUCGAUUACAUGUCGUUUAACUCAAACAGUGCUGUGAAUCAGAAAGGUUAUGAGAUUCCUGAGGUGUCGAGAGAAAUCAAGAAGGCGGUGAAGAAAGAUAGACACAGCAAGAUUGACACGGCACAAGGUCUUAGAGACAGGAGGGUAAGGCUUUCUAUUGGAGUUGCUCGCCAAUUCUUCGAUCUCCAGGAUAUGUUGGGGUUUGAUAAAGCCAGUGAAACAUUGGACUGGCUUCUCAAGAAAUCAAGAAGAGGUAUCAAUGAGCUUGUCCAAGAAAAAAAACUCAACAACAAGGAUGAAGAUUUUAGAAACAAUAGGGGUGAUGUAGAAGAGGAUGAAGAUGAUGGCGAUAAGAGCUUUGUGUAUGGUUCGAGUCCAGAUUCCUGCGAAGAAGUGGUAUAUGAGGUCAAGAAGACUGAGAAGAGCAACAUAUCUUCAAAGGGAUUAAUGGACAAAGCUAGAGGAAAGUCAAAGCAGAUAACAAGAGAGAUGACCUAUGAUCAUCCAGAAGCCGUCUCCGAGAUCACACAAACUGAAAUCAUGGACCCAUUCAAGAUGUCUAUAAUCUUCAAUGAAGGGGAUGACAUGACACACUCUUUCUACAAGGAAGCAAUCCAAGAGUUUGAUAAUCAAGAAUGUAUCUUAACCAAGACAAAUGUCAAUCUUCCCACGGAUAUGGAUCGAAGUUACAAUCAGCAUUAUGGGACGUGUAUGUCAAAAAAUCAGGGUUCUAGCAGCAACUACAAUACCAUCCUGCCUCAAAACUUGGAUUAUGGUUAUGAUCAAAACCCUUUUAUGGAUCAACCCUUUUGUGCAGUCACCAACAGGAAUUUCCCCAGGGGUAAAGUUUGGGUUCAAGACUCUUCUCUGGCGUAGUUUAUGAUUCUUAUGUCUUUGCAUUCCAUGAUAUGUAUCUUUUCUCUUCUCUUAUCUGGCAGGGUUUCCUUAAAGGUUGAUAUUCUCCCGGCAGU